AUGGAGGGUGGGAAUAAUGAGGGAGUGCAGACGGGAGUGGGAAUGGGAGGGUCUAAUGGGGCUGGAGCGAGUUCAAGGUGGAACCCUACAAAAGAGCAAAUAAGCAUGCUAGAGAAUCUGUAUAAGCAGGGAAUAAAGACACCAAGUGCUGAGGAAAUUCAGCAGAUAACUGCUAGGCUCAGGGUGUAUGGUCACAUCGAAGGAAAGAAUGUCUUCUACUGGUUUCAGAAUCACAAAGCCAGGCAGAGACAGAAGCAGAAGCAAGAAACAAUUGCUUAUUACAACCGCUAUCUUCAUAGGCCCCAGCCCUUCUUUUCUCCCCCAAAUGCCAUCUGUGCUCCAUGCUGCAUUCCUCAGCCACAGGGAGAAAUUGGGUUUUAUCCCCAACAUCCAAAGAUGCUUGUACCAGUAGGUUUUCGAAGGAACCCAGCAGAGAAAGUUGUGCCCGCAGGCAUGCCAAGCAUCUGUAAUGGCCCAAUGGUAUAUGGAGGCAUGCAACAGAAAAUCCCGGAUUGUAACUUCAGCUACAGUAACCAAGAAACGUUGGAUCUCUUUCCUCUGCACCCAACUGGCAUUUUGGAAGGAAAAACCACAGAUCAGGUGUCAUCUCUGGCUUCAGUUUCUCCUGAUAGUUCAACUGAUACACCUUCCGGUUCUUCUGAUAUCAAUGAAGAGGAUGCUUGCCCAGGAAACCAGCCCUUCUUUGAUUUUUUUACUACUUCAGGACAAGGUUCUUAA
Messenger RNA from Abrus precatorius (Indian licorice), 738 nucleotides. Its product is annotated as WUSCHEL-related homeobox 2. The transcript has 2 exons. Gene Ontology annotation, molecular function: DNA binding; DNA-binding transcription factor activity. Lineage: Eukaryota; Viridiplantae; Streptophyta; Magnoliopsida; Fabales; Fabaceae. Gene Ontology annotation, biological process: plant organ development. The record is from RefSeq and is a predicted model, not a curated record. Bases 1 to 738 code for a protein of 245 amino acids.